This is a messenger RNA of Candoia aspera, 3462 nucleotides long. RefSeq names its product abl interactor 2 (gene ABI2). The record is from RefSeq and is a predicted model, not a curated record. Bases 30 to 1679 code for a protein of 549 amino acids. Gene Ontology annotation, cellular component: actin-based cell projection; lamellipodium; SCAR complex. Gene Ontology annotation, molecular function: SH3 domain binding; signaling adaptor activity. Lineage: Eukaryota; Metazoa; Chordata; Lepidosauria; Squamata; Candoiidae. Gene Ontology annotation, biological process: neuron migration. The transcript is spliced from 12 exons.
CGCGCACGCGCGCGCGCGAGCAUGUGAAGAUGGCGGAGCUGCAGAUGCUGCUGGAGGAGGAGAUCCCGGGAGGGCGCCGGGCCCUCUUCGACAGCUACACUAACCUCGAAAGGGUCGCCGAAUACUGCGAGACCAACUACAUCCAGUCAGCAGAUAAACAACGAGCCCUAGAAGAAACCAAAGCAUACACAACUCAGUCCUUAGCUAGUGUAGCCUAUCUGAUCAACACUUUGGCCAAUAAUGUUCUGCAGAUGCUGGAUAUCCAGGCAUCCCAGCUUAGGCGCAUGGAAUCUUCAAUCAACCACAUUUCACAAACAGUUGAUAUACACAAGGAAAAAGUGGCUAGAAGAGAAAUUGGCAUCUUGACUACAAACAAAAACACUUCAAGAACUCACAAAAUCAUUGCACCAGCCAACUUGGAGCGACCUGUUCGUUAUAUCAGGAAACCUAUUGAUUAUACAAUUCUUGAUGAUAUUGGACAUGGGGUAAAGUGGUUGCUUAGAUUUAAGGUUAGCACGCAGAAUAUGAAAAUGGGUGGUCUGCCUCGUACCACACCACCCACCCAGAAACCACCCAGUCCACCAAUGUCAGGGAAAGGAACCAUUGGGCGUCACUCUCCCUAUCGCACACUGGAGCCAGUGCGUCCUCCAGUGGUACCAAAUGACUAUGUACCUAGCCCUACCCGUAAUAUCGCUCCCUCGCAGCAGAGCCCUGUUAGAACAGCUUCUGUGAAUCAGAGGAAUCGCACUUACAGCAGCAGCGGAAGCAGCGGAGGGAGCCAUCCCAGCAGUAGGAGCAGCAGUCGAGAGAACAGUGGGAGUGGAAGCGUGGGCGUCCCUAUUGCUGUCCCUACUCCGUCCCCUCCCAGCGUGUAUCCAGCCCCUGCCAGCUCAGCUGGCACUUCUCCUCUUCCUGCUACUUCUGCCUCUGCUCCCGCCCCUCUCACUCCUGCUACCGCCCCAUCCUCCGCUACCCCAGAUGUUGCUGCUGCUGCUGCUGCUGCUGCUGCAGGAGGGGUUCAGCCCCUUGCUGAUGGCUUCACUUCUCCAACUCCCCCUGCUGCCUCCUCCAAUCCUCCUUCAGGUCAUCCUGUUCAGUUCUACAGCAUGAACAGACCUGCUGCUCGGCACACACCUCCAACAAUAGGGGGCUCUUUGCCAUACAGGCGUCCUCCAUCCAUCACUUCACAGAACAGCCUUCAAAGCCAGGUCAAUGGAGGACCGUUUUAUAGCCAGAAUCCAGUGUCUCUUGCACCACCACCUCCCUCCAUCCUACAGGUAACUCCUCAGUUGCCAUUAAUGGGAUUUGUGGCCAGAGUUCAGGAAAAUAUUUCAGAUACACCUCCCCCCCCACCCCCUGUAGACGAAGCUGUUUUUGAUGAAUCUCCACCGCCGCCCCCUCCUCCAGAAGAUUAUGAAGAAGAAGAAGCAGCUGUGGUGGAAUACAGCGAUCCUUAUGCUGAAGAGGAUCCACCAUGGGCACCAAGGACCUACUUGGAGAAAGUUGUGGCAAUUUAUGAUUACACUAAAGACAAGGAAGAUGAACUUUCCUUUCAGGAAGGUGCCAUCAUCUACGUCAUUAAGAAAAAUGAUGAUGGGUGGUAUGAAGGUGUAAUGAAUGGAGUAACUGGACUCUUCCCUGGAAACUACGUGGAGUCCAUCAUGCACUACUCGGAAUGAAGACCACUGUGGCAAGAGGCAGAACUAAGAUUGUUGGGCUGCCCAGGUCCCACUGGCAGCUUGGGGGAACCUGGGCAACUGAAGGAAGGAAGGAUCAUUGUAAUGAAACCACUCCCUUUCCCCCCUUUUUAUAAAAUGGUGAUUUGAAUUGUUUUGAAGAAUGGCUCUUCCAUUUGCCAGCAGCGACCAAGCUGAAUGACCAAUAUUAAUGAGCUGACUGAUCGACAUGUAGAUACAGAGAUGUAAUGAACUUACCAGUAAAGUGAUCCAUUACUCAAAUUGAGACCCAUUCAAUCAAAAUACGGGAUUUUUUUCUCAGGAAUACCAUGCCUGGUAUUGGGGCAUCUUGGAUGCCAGCGCUGGAGGCUUUGAUAGGCUGUCUGCCAUCUCUUCCCCCCCCCCUUAUUCUGCACAUAUUACUGUUGGAUGUGUGUUACUGUACUGGCAAACAUUCUGAGGUCACACACCAACUGGAUCUCAGCUUGGUUCCUUGCAUCUCUAAUGCAGCAAUUCUGCAAUUGUUUCACACAUAGCUUGAUCUAGGCAUGUAAGGAGCUGUUUUCUUUCCUUUUACAGAAGGAUGUGACAUCAGAGAUAACUCUCCCAAUAUAUUGAGCCUUCCAAGUCAUAAACUGGGCCUCUUUUGUAUCAUUGUAUUAUUUUUAAAGAGUUGAACUAAAGGUCAUGAAGGAUGAUAAAGCUUGAUAUUUUAAAAAUGGCCUCUGUCCUUCAUAUAAUUAUAGCUCUCUGUGGCCAGCCUUAUUCAGCCCCCAGUAUGCAAAAUGGUUUAAACUUCCCUCCUGAUAGUGUUCAAAAACUGCUUUUGAUCAGGCUUAGCCCUGGUUGUUUUCACAAAGGCUGGCAGCAGUCUUCUAAAAUUACCUCAUGUUUUGUAAUUUGGGAGUUAGAAAGGGACAGAAUUAAGUAUUUUAUAGAGAAAAGCUUAGCCUGAAUUGAUUAGUGUGCUUCAGCUGAAGAUAGCCUGUUCAGCUCAGAAUAAGUGUAUACCAGUGAAAUUGGCCAUUCGUUCUAUUUCAGAUUUUGAUACAUAUCAUGAAGGCCAUGGGUAAGCAGACAAAUAUUGCCCAAGGGCUGUUGGUUUUCUUUGAAUGCUAAUUUAGAAAUAGAUGGGUGAUUUUCCAACAUGUGAAUGGAAAUCUGCUAUAAUGACAUUAGGCAUUUUAGCAGCAAACUAGAGGAUAUACAAAAUAUGUUUAUUUUUGGUAACUAGCAGUCAUGGAGCUAUCGGGUUCAGGCAUGAAGUAAGGUGGGAGGAUGUGAACUCUUUUCUAUAUUGUAGACCAUAGUCCUUAGGAAGCUCGCUUUUGCUUAGCUGCUAAUUUUAUGCUGAUAGCAGCUGAAUUGGGGGGAUUAUGAGAAGAACCUGAAGGAUUUUGCAUUAGCUCUGUGGUGUAUUGUGGGAAGUUAAACCUACCUGUGUACCACAAUCCCAGUCCAAUUCCUCCCUGCUGAUUAGCAUAAUGAAAGUUCCUCCAGAUACACAGAAUAAGAUACUUCUUUUUAAAAAGGCAUUAUAAACAUUUCAUAUUCCUUCUUACUUUUAGUUGGAUUGUACUGACUUGCUGGGUAUAUUGCUCAAGAUGUUUCAGUAAUCAUGUACUUGGAACACUGAUUGUAGCAGUCAGCCUUCCUUUCUCACAUAAGCUAGCCAUAACUUUACUAACCAUUUUCUGAGUUAUACAGAUUAUGUUGGUGUAGGUUCCAUGGCUCCCCCUCUUGCUUGUUAGUGCCAUUAAUAAACCUCAGGUGCUACCAAAAGUCA